UCUGCUGGUGAAAAGCGUUGCGCUGCCUCUUGUAAGUAGAGUUGGGAGUAACAUCAGACUACGGUAGGACACGUACCCAAGAAGAGGCCUUCCAGGAUGAUUGUGAAAAAAGCAUUAAAAACAUCCCUGAUGUUUACUGAGUCCUCCAACAUGAAAUUAAGCGUGAACAAUCAAAAAGACGUCAAAACGUUUCAAAUCUUAAGGGCAAUUUUGAUACUUGGUCUUGUUGUCCUGAUGGCUUUCUACUUGAUGAGAGUGAACAGCACAGUUGAUCCUAAGGGAGAAGAAGCAGUUUUCAGAAUUUAUGGAGGGGAGGAGGAAGGAAUCUAUGGAGAUCUCCCAGGAACCACAAUAACUGAGGAGGACACCUAUAAAUCCAAUGAUUCCUGCAGGUUUGAACUUGUGGAAAACGUUCCUUAUGACUUAGCUUUUGAGAUAAACAGCACUGCAGCCAAACCCUUGUACCAAGCCUGGAUGAGGCUCCUUGAUAUGGCCCAGGAAAAAAUUCAUGUGGCUUCUUACUAUUGGUCUCUUACUGGGAAGGAUAUCAACGUCAAUGAUUCAUCUUCCAAGCAGGGCGAAGAUAUUCUGAAGAGGUUUGAGAGGUUACUUGCAGAGAAUGUCUCUGUGUAUGUUGCGGCAAGUAUGCCAACUUUGGCUACAAAUUCAACCGACCUCGAGCUUUUAGAGGAAAAAGGGGCUCAUGUAAAAAAGAUCGAUUUUGGACACUUGGCAGGAGGAGUGUUGCAUAGCAAAUUCUGGAUUGUAGACAUGAAACACAUAUAUAUCGGUAGUGCAAAUAUGGACUGGAGAUCUUUAUCUCAGGUGAAAGAGUUUGGUGCUGUGAUAUACAACUGCAGCUGCUUGGCCAAAGACCUCUGGAAAACAUUUAGUACUUACUGGGAUCUUGGACAUGCUAAUGCUACCGUCCCAUUCCCUUGGCCUCUUAAUUAUUCUACCUACAUUAACAAGCAUCAACCUCUGGAAGUAGAAUUCAGUGGAAUCUUGACAAGAGCCUAUUUUUCUGCUUCUCCUCCAGCAUUUUGUCCAGAAGGCCGCACACAGGACCUCUUUGCUAUAGUCAGUACUAUCGGUGAGGCACAGAAAUUCGUCUAUGUUUCUGUUAUGGAAUAUUUCCCUACCAGCCGUUUCACUCAUCCAGAAAGGUACUGGCCAGCCAUUGACAAUGCUCUGAGAUACGCAGCUUUCAACAACAGAGUACAAAUCCGGCUCCUGGUCAGCUGCUGGACCCACUCUGACCCAGCCAUGCUCUACUAUCUGAGGUCCCUGCGUGCUCUCAACAACCCACAUGCCCACAUCAGUGUUGACGUGAAACUCUUCAUUAUUCCCGUUCUGAAUCACACAAAUAUUCCUCAUGGGAGAGUGAAUCACAACAAAUACACGGUCACCGAUAAAGUAGCCUAUAUCGGGACUUCCAAUUGGUCAGAAGAUUACUUCAUUAACACAGCUGGUGUGGGACUAAUUAUCAAACAGAAUUCGACCAACCUGCAAAGAAGGCAAUUGCCUAUCCAGGAACAAUUAAAAAACCUUUUUGAGCGAGACUGGAAUUCCAAAUACGCAGUGAAUCUGGAAGAUGUGCAGGGACAGAAAGAUUGUAACUGGAAGGGCAGAGUCUGACCUGAACUGAAAUGCACCUUUUAAAUAGAAAGAAAAAUACAUUUGAACUUGUUCCCCAUGCAAAACAAGGAGCUUUCUUCAUCAUGCCUUUGUCAGAGAAAUCGCUUCCUCGUGGCAUCCACACUGUUUGAUGAACUUCCCACGGUUCACUCUACCUGCAACACCAUCAGUCAGUGUGCACUGUUUCCUUUUUUGUGUGAUUACCUCAUCCCAGAGUUAAUGAAAUGCGCACAGUGUUACAUGACAAGCUGUCUGAUAUUAAA
Molecule: messenger RNA, 1901 nt
Organism: Egretta garzetta (little egret)
Lineage: Eukaryota; Metazoa; Chordata; Aves; Pelecaniformes; Ardeidae
Gene: PLD4
Product: phospholipase D family member 4
Exons: 11
Coding region: 97-1638 (513 amino acids)
Biological process (GO): phagocytosis; hematopoietic progenitor cell differentiation
Cellular component (GO): trans-Golgi network membrane; endoplasmic reticulum; phagocytic vesicle
Molecular function (GO): catalytic activity
Source: RefSeq, a predicted model, not a curated record